Messenger RNA from Stereum hirsutum FP-91666 SS1, 2073 nucleotides. RefSeq lists its product as uncharacterized. The record is from RefSeq and is a predicted model, not a curated record. The transcript is spliced from 11 exons. Lineage: Eukaryota; Fungi; Basidiomycota; Agaricomycetes; Russulales; Stereaceae. Bases 1 to 2073 code for a protein of 690 amino acids.
AUGCCAUACUCCACCAACGCUACCGUUGACCUCAGUCCGGAGGCUGAACUCUUGUUUCGCUAUGUGAGCUCAUCUCAACACGACACAGACUUGGCGGGAAGCCAUAGCAUGCGAACCGCUCCGCUCUUCACAAACGAAGCCUUGAAUGUCAUUGGUACGACCGUCCUUCCUCAGCGCGCAGUCUACGGAAACGUUCUUCAUUCACCUAAGGAGCCUUCGCCACUCACGAAACUGUACGUGAACACAAACGCCCCUUUCAGCGCCGUCGUAUGUGGUCUGCAGGGCUCUGGCAAAAGUCACUCGACGGCUGUUCUUCUCGAAGGCUGUUUGAUUCAGGAUCGACGUCUCGGGACGCUUCCCGUGCCGCUAUGCGGCCUGCUCUUUCACUUUGACUCUGCUGCAGGCAGUGGAUUCGUUCAACCAUGUGAAGCGGCGUACUUGGCUGUGAUGGAUGCGACUCGUGGAGGGACGGCGACUGCCCCAGACGUUACUGUCCUCACCUUGCCUAACCGCGUGGAAGCAAUGAAGUCGGUUUAUGCCAACUUACCGGGAGUGAAAGUGGAGGCUUUACGCUUCGCCUCUAGAGACAUCAGUGGAGAACGGUUACUGGCAAUGAUGAAGGUGGACGAUGGUGAUCAAAUGCCGCUCUACAUGGAGCUCGUCAUGACCCUCCUCCGCGACAUGGAAGUCUUCGACUAUAACGAGUUUCGAGCGAUGCUUGCGAAGCAGAAGAUAAAUGGGUCGCAGAAGGCCAUGCUUAACCUUCGUCUGGCCCUGCUCGACUCCUGUCUGAGAGGGGGGAACGCGAACAACUGUGUAUCGACACACUUCCGGCAGGGGGCUUUGACGAUCGUGGAUCUGUCUUCUCCAUUCAUCGACGCGUCGUCGGCAUGUGGUUUUUUCGAUAUCAUUCUCAGCUUGUUCAUCGAGGCCGAAGUUGACACCGGAAAAAUCGUAGUGUUGGACGAGGCGCACAAGUACCUUAGCGACUCAGGCCACUCCUCUCGCCUCACCGACUCCUUACUUAGCAUCAUCAGGCAGCAAAGACAUCUGAAUGCUCGAGUCAUCAUUUCGACCCAAGAGCCCACGGUAGUACCUUCCAAGUUCUUGGAGCUGAGCUCGUUCAUCAUCGCGCACCGCUUCUCGUCUCCCAAAUGGCUCGCACAUCUAUCCGAGCACGUAUCAGCUGCUCAGGCCGUUAGAGAUGAAAUAUUCUCCAAGCUCAUCGAUCUUCGAACGGGCGAAGGCAUAAUAUUUGCUCCAUCCGGUCUCAGGACCAAGCCUUCUCCCACUGACUCCUCGACUAGGGUGGUGACCUUCGGACAGGACUACUUGCUCGUCCAGUCUCGGCAGCGCAUCACUCUCGAUGGCGGUCACUCUAUGCUUGCUGUCCGCGAUGAAACCAUGCAUACUCGAAUCGGGCGCAUCGCUGUGCAGAAUGUGACGAGGAGUGCGGUUGUCACGAUGGCGGAACCCGUUCUGUCGGAAAUAUCGUCAUCGGAGCAGGCGAAACCUGGUGAUGACCAUGUUCAGCCAGAAGUGAGAAGGCCUUCCGUUCGUCAAAGCUACCCCAGUACGAGUGAUAUUCAGACCGCGUUUCACAGCGGGAACAGGUCUUCCAUUACCCCUUCGCUUGGCAAUGCCUCGGUUGCAUCUCCCGUACCGUCCAUCGCGGUCCCAACAACUAUCACCAAGGCCUUCCCCGCAGAAACUCAAACCCUUACUCCCAUCACUGUGGCGUACCUCAAGAGGGACGCGUCACAUUCGACGAAGCAUCUGGAAAAGCUCGCCAACCCCCAUUUGAUUUUCAACAGCGCUAGCCACCUCACGAUAGUUCUCGACAUCUUGAGGUCCUAUAGACAGGAAGGUCUGGUGCUCGUUCCAUUGAAGCAAGUGAGGAAACCUUUGGUAGCCCGCAGCAAGGCGAAAAACUCGGGGCUGAACAGUUCAGACAUCAUUGUGGCGGUUCAGAUGUUUCUUAUAGAGGAGACUGAGAGGGGGUCGCUCGUAUACGGGCAUACGGGAAAGGGCUCACAGCCUGGGCAACAGUUUGUGAAGUUGGUAGAUGCGUGA